UUAUAAUAUGUUUGCUAGCUUCAGAAGAGUUGGGUUCCAAUUUGGAAGAACUCAUUCCAUGCAGCCGAAUAUGAUAAAUUCUUUGAUGUUUACACCUAACAGGUAUAUGAAGAAGUGGUAUCAAAAGAGACAUAAAAUUAAGAUUCAUAAAAUAAAGAAGUUACCAUGUAUUCCAACCUCCAUGCAGGCUGUUCCUGCGGAUAAGUUUGACUACGAGCUUCAGUCAAAAGAGCAGGUUAAGAACCAGUUAGCAACAAGAGAUAUUUACCCAGUAGAUGUCACUAGGGUAAUGCUCGAGAAGACAGGUAUUCCAUUAACUUUAAAGCAUGGAAUGCCCACACAGUUUUAUGAAGAAAUGUGGCCAAGACUGGCCUUCGAUUUGGAUGACUUUUCCUUUUCAUCCGCUCAGAAGGAGAGGUUCAUCUUCUUGUUAGGCCCACGAUACAGGGGUGACUCAAAAGUGAGUUUGACUUGUAAGCAAUAUGACACUUAUGAAAAGAAUAUGAAGAGGCUUAUGGAGAUAUUUAAUGAACUCAUUAUUGAGUCCAUGAGAGCUCCUCAGAAGGAUCUUAAUGCGCUCAAAUGUCCUUACAGAAUGCAAAGAAUGAAGAGAAAGCUAGGCAGAACUAGAGAAGAGAGACUCAAGAAAAAGCAGAAGAUGGAGGAGAGAAAUCAGAAGUCUAUUGAAAUGUACAAUGAAACUGGCAGAACUCUUCAACAUCAAGAAUUUCUGGAUCAACUCACCAAAGAUGCCCAGAUUCAGCAAGGAACUUACAAGAAAACUGGCAAAGAUCCUGUUUACGAUGGCAUGCAGACCUCUCUAGAGAAAGCCCUUGAGAAUGAUCCUGAUUGGAAGAAGGAGAAGGAAGAGAAAGGAUUUUUCAGGGAAGAUUUUGAGCCAACACUUGAGGAGUUCUUGAAGAACAUCAAGCUUGUCAAGAGAAAUGAAUAAUAUCAGGCUACCAAUA
Molecule: messenger RNA, 968 nt
Organism: Moneuplotes crassus
Lineage: Eukaryota; Ciliophora; Spirotrichea; Euplotida; Euplotidae
Source: the annotation of a GenBank genome assembly